Suillus paluster is the source of this 423-nucleotide messenger RNA. RefSeq lists its product as uncharacterized. NCBI's taxonomy places the organism in Eukaryota, Fungi, Basidiomycota, Agaricomycetes, Boletales, Suillaceae. The transcript has 2 exons. The record is from RefSeq and is a predicted model, not a curated record. Bases 84 to 308 code for a protein of 74 amino acids.
UUCUCGCCGUCUGGAAAGUAGGCCAUAUAAACAUCACAGAGGUCAGCCUGCUUGCCAUCCAGAAAGGUGCGAGUGACUAGUUUAUGACCCUGCAAAGUCAUAGCCGGUAUCGGAAUCGACUCGUCCGCUUCUUCAUCGGGCUGUUUUGCCAGUUAUCUGGAUGUGUUCGAACGACUGAUUCUAAGUUCUCCUCCUUGUAUGCCGUUGUCCUGACGUUGAUGGUGAUUUUAACAAUGUCGACCUCGUUCGAGUGCUGCGUCACUUUCCCUGCUAGGGCUAAUUGUCAGUUUGUCCGAGCUGGAAGUUGAGAUGGGAUUUAAAUAUCACCAAGAGAGGGCUGCAAUCGCGAUAAUGAUAAGCAUAAAGGCGCAUCUCAUGUCUCUUAACAAGCUCUUUCCUGUCCAUGGCACAGCAUGUCCUCUU